AUGUAUGCAGUGGCUGAUUUUUGUCUCAUCCCUGUAGGUCUCGGUACCCCCUCGGUCGCACCUCAGAUCGCCGAAUGUCAAAGGGUUCUCGCCGCCUCAGGUCUUGAAUAUCGAAUGCAUGGCUAUGGCACCAACAUUGAGGGCGAGUGGAGUUUAGUCAUGCGGACCAUAGAGCAAUGCCACGAGGCUGUUCAUGCCAUGGGAGCGGCCAGGGUUGCGACGGACAUUCGCAUCGGUACUCGCAUAGAUAAAGUCGUCGACGGGGGAGCCAAUGAUCACAAAGUCAGACGGGUGCAGGAGCUCUUGGCCCAGGACGAUGGGUCCCAGAGUAGUAGCGGCAAUCGUGAGCAAUGA
Molecule: messenger RNA, 354 nt
Organism: Tremella mesenterica DSM 1558
Lineage: Eukaryota; Fungi; Basidiomycota; Tremellomycetes; Tremellales; Tremellaceae
Exons: 3
Coding region: 1-354 (117 amino acids)
Cellular component (GO): cytosol
Source: RefSeq, a predicted model, not a curated record